AUGACAAUUAUCACCGCCGGAAGUCGAGUAUUUGUCACUGGCAUCAGCGGUCUCAUCGGCUCCCAUGUGGCAGAUCAUCUACUUCGGGCCGGGUAUCGCGUCCGAGGUGCCGUACGGAAUCAGGAUGAAGCAGAAAUGAUGCAUUCCAUCUACCGAACGCGUCACGAUCAGGCAGAAGAUUCCUUCGAAACUGUCAUAGUCGCAGACAUGAAAUUGCCAGGAGCCUUCAAAGAUCUUCUCGCUGAUUGUGAAGGUGUCGCCCACGUCGCGUCUGAUUUGAGCUUCAGUCCCGACCCUAAUGUUGUCAUUACAGGGUGCGUCAAUGGCAUCAAGGCGAUACUGGAGGAAGCUCAUUCGACACCGACCAUCAAGAGGUUUGUCUACACCUCGAGCAGUAAUGCAGCAACUAAACCUUUGGUGGACGAGGCAAGACAUGUCAACUCAAGUUCAUGGAACGACGGUAUUUUAGACGAAGCCUGGGCGCCACCACCGUACCAUCCUGAGCGUGCCUACGCUGUGUAUGCCGCCUCGAAAGUUGCAUGCGAGCGUGCAGCUUGGGCUUUUGUGCGAGAACAGAAACCGAGCUUCGUCUUCAACACUGUACUUCCAAACUACACGUCUGGCAUCAUAUUACAGCCUCUCAGUGUUGCAGGCGCAGGAAGCACCGCGCGUUGGGUGCGUGACGCCUUUGACCAUCCUUCCGAAGAGGAAUACGUAGCAAAGCUGCGGGAUGAUAGUCCACAGUGGCAAGUCGAUGUUGAAGACAUUGCAAAGUUGCAUCUUGCGGCGCUCAUAUUUGACGAGGUCAAUGGCGAGCGGUUGUUUGGUUUUGCCUUUCCUUUCAACUACAACAGCUUCCUCCGUGUGUUCCGAAAUCUAGCACCGAACCGUAUGUUUCCAGCCGACGAACCUGGGAAAAGGAAACCGAGUACCACUGUGGAUUUCCAGAGAUCCAUUGAGUUGUUGAGAAAGUUUGGCGCAAACGGUUGGGUACCAUUUGAGGAGAGUGUUCGACGUUCAUGCUUGGGUACAUAUGGACACGGCUUCGUAGGAUACAAUGGUUUUGUUGGUUGA
Alternaria arborescens is the source of this 1074-nucleotide messenger RNA. RefSeq lists its product as hypothetical. The transcript has a single exon. Bases 1 to 1074 code for a protein of 357 amino acids. Gene Ontology annotation, molecular function: oxidoreductase activity, acting on the CH-OH group of donors, NAD or NADP as acceptor. The record is from RefSeq and is a predicted model, not a curated record. Lineage: Eukaryota; Fungi; Ascomycota; Dothideomycetes; Pleosporales; Pleosporaceae.